AUGACAUCACUCAAGGUACUUGAUUUGUCAUUCAACCAUCUGAAUAGGACUGAAAACCUUAUGACCGUUCUUGAAAAUCUUUGCUGUUUGGAAAUCCUCAACCUCUCUAUCAAUUCUAUGAAUGGGGAUAUAGUGGAGGUGAUGGAGGGGUUACCGCGAUGCGCAUGGGGAAAAUUGUCAGAGCUGCAUUUCCAUCAAAACGAAUUCAUUGGGACCCUGCCAAAUUUUAUAGGGCAAUUUAGCAGCUUGAGCAUACUUGACCUGUCUAGCAACAAUCUUGUUGGAUUUCUACCACCAGGGACUUGGAAUUUGGCGCAUUUAACUGACCUUGAUAUCAGCCUGAAUCAGCUCAAUGGGAAUGUACCAACUGAAAUUGGUGCCCUUACUGCUCUGACUUCUUUGGACAUAAGCGGCAACAACUUGACCGGAAGUAUACCAGCCGAGCUUGGAAAAUUGAAGCAUUUGAAUACUCUUUCUCUCGGAGGGAACAAAUUUACUGGACCAAUACCAUCAGAGGUUAUGCAUUCAACUAGCUUAACCUUCCUAGUCCUCUCCAAUAAUCACCUUAAUGGAAGUGUACCCACUGAAUUAGGUUCUCUCAAGAUUCUGGAUUAUCUGGACCUAAGCAACAACAACCUUAGUGGUCUGAUCACAGAAGAACACUUUGCAAACCUAAAAAGUUUAAACUCCAUAGACUUGUCUUCCAAUAACUUGAAGAUUGUAGUGGAUUCAGAUUGGCAUUCUCUGUUUAGGCUACAAUAUGCAGAUUUUCGAUCUUGCCAGAUCGGUCCUCUCUUUCCAGCUUGGCUUCAGCAGCUGCGGGGGAUCACUAAACUUUACAUUUCGAGCACUGGUUUGGACGACAAGUUUCCUGAUUGGUUUUGGUAUACAUUUUCACAGACAUUACAUCUCGACAUCUCUAACAACCAAAUAAGUGGCAGCUUGCCAGCACACCUGGAUGGUAUGGCUUUGGAAACUCUUUCUCUAACAUCAAACCAGCUCACCGGGUCAAUACCUUCAUUGCUGGCAAAUAUCACUGCGUUAGACAUCUCCAACAAUAACUUUUCAGGAAUAAUACCAUCAAAUUUUGAAGCCUCCCAACUUGAACUAUUGAUUGUCUAUUCAAAUCGAAUUGUUGGGUCCAUUCCAGAACCUGUUUGCAAAUUGCAACAACUGUUUUAUCUGGAUUUGUCAAACAAUUUUUUGGAGGGUGAAAUUCCUCAGUGUUUUGACAUCCAAAAACUACAGUAUUUCGUGCUCAGUAACAACAGUUUAUCAGGAAAGUUCCCUGCAUUUUUGCAGAAUAACACAAAUAUGGAGUUCUUGGAUCUUGCAUGGAACAAGUUGUCUGGAAGAUUGCCUACAUGGAUUGGAGAUCUGGGGAAUUUAGGUUUUGUACUCCUGAGCCACAAUGCAUUUUCUGAUAGUAUUCCAGUCGACAUAACAAUGCUUAAGUAUCUUCAAUACCUGGAUCUAUCAAGCAAUAAUUUUUCUGGUGCAGUACCUUGGCAUCUGUCAAACUUAACAUUUAUGACAAAGGUAAAUAUGGAUUUUGUGGAAAUGUAUCGAGUCAUGGGAUACAAAAUGAUCGUGAUGGAACCUGGUCUAUUCGGAGAUAUAUUUUCAGUGGUUACAAAAGGACAACAACUUGUGUAUGGUAAAACACUUGCAGAUUUUGUAAGCAUUGAUUUAUCAAGCAACUCCUUGACUGGUGAAAUCCCUGGAGACAUCACUUUCCUUGUUGCACUGAUGAAUUUGAAUUUAUCAUCAAACAAAUUGAGUGGACAAAUUCCAAACAUGAUUGGGGCCAUGCAGUCACUGGUAUCUCUUGACCUCUCUGGGAACAAGCUCUCCGGUGGAAUCCCGUCCAGCUUGUCAAGUCUAACAUCUUUGGAGGCCUUGAACCUAUCCUACAACAAUUUAUCUGGAAGGAUACCCUCUGGCCGCCAACUUGACACCCUCAAUUUGGACAACCCGUCAAUUAUGUACAUCGGCAACAGUGGACUUUGUGGGCCUCCUCUCCACAACAAUUGUUCAGGAAAUGGUACUUCUAUCGAUGGUGAUCUCGGAAGCAGCAAGCAAGAGUUUGAUCCACUGACCUUUCAUUUUGGUUUUGUGCUGGGACUUGUGGCGGGGCUCUGGAUAGUGUUUUGUGCACUGUUGUUCAAGGGGACAUGGAGAAUUGCUUUUUUCCGGUGA
Triticum turgidum subsp. durum (durum wheat) is the source of this 2199-nucleotide messenger RNA. NCBI's taxonomy places the organism in Eukaryota, Viridiplantae, Streptophyta, Magnoliopsida, Poales, Poaceae. The record is from the annotation of a GenBank genome assembly.